CCGGAAUAAACCACUCGAGGUGGGGGAGUGCCGGGGAACACUUCCCAAUUUUAUUAAUAAUUAAUUAAAAGAUAGCGGAAAAGCAUACAUGGAAAACAUGGUGUACAACGAAAAUAAAAAACUAGCAGGUUAAAUUUGCAGUGGAAAUUCCAAGAGUAGCUGAGAUAUUUUUGUUGUAUCUGUUGUAGAAUAUGAUCGCCUUCUUAAGAUAUGGUUGAUAAGUUUUAGCCUUCGGACGUUUUGAUUUGUAAAGCUUGAUGGUUGCAACCAAUUUGUGUGGCGAGUCAAACCUUUGGUCGACCGGAUAAAGAAAAUAAUCUGAUGCAUUUUGAGGUUUAUGAGAUUGACUUCUAGUGACCAUCGGGUGAGAAGCAUAUCCAACAUGGUAGAAUAGUUGUGUGUCUGAUUUGGCUGAUUUUUGGCUUUCGGCAUGGAUCUUGGUAGAAUAGGUGUGAGCAGGUGAUGUAUUAUAUUAUGAUCUUAAUAUAAUACUGCAUACAUAAUUACACAUAUUUCAUAUUUUAAUUCUUAACAAGGGUUGACCAGGUUUUUUGCCCGUUGACCAGGCUGACCCUGGAUCCAGUCACUCAUCCGGGUCGUCAUCCGUGUUUUGACAACAUGGCGAGUUCUUCCCUGGGUCUCUUCACCGGUAGUGUUUUGUGUAGCCGGCUUUCUCCUUCGGUGCAGGUUGGCCCUUCUAAGAUUACAUGGAUGCCGUAUAUAGCUGAGAUGUUUGCAGAGUUACCCCCCGCUGGAUGAGAGCAUUCUCAAAUAUGGCGAGCACGUGUGACGUUGAUAUGUUUUGACAUUGUUGAGCUUCAUUUGCCUGGUCGUGUAUUGCGACAGUUUGGGUAUGAGCAGGUCAUUCAAGCACCUAUCGACACAUAUGUAGACCUUCAUAGGUUGGAUAGGUGUGGGAAGCAUACAGAAGAUUGGGAACUUAGACAUGUCCGAUACGUCACUGUGUGGCAGAGGUGAGCUGAGCUUGUUGUGAUUGGGACACCGACAUUAGUCCCAUCUGUUUCGGGAGACUACAUGGGAUGGUAUUACAGCAUCACUCGUUUGUUUGUGCCUCCUUCGUUCAGACUCCCUACUCACCAUUAUCAGCCUGGUUCCUUGGCUUUGCAUCUGACGACACGAGCUUUGCAGCGUAUACAUCAGCGGGCUACUUCCAUAGUGAGUGAUACACAUGACGUGGACAUGUAUGGUCAGGCUUUGACGGGCAUCGCCUCAUUGUGUUCAGAUGUGUUAGGGCGAGUCGACUACAGUCAUCUUAUACAUAUGCCCCCAUCUCAGGAUAUGUCAUCGACAUCUAAUGCAACGGCAGCUUCAUCAUCCCAGACUCAGCAUGAGAGAGUGGUUCUUCAACCACGCCAGCGACGUAGGCGUAGGCAGCAACUACAACAUCUCCAUGACCAAGACGAUCAAGAAGACCACGAGAACUUGUAGUUUAC
This is a messenger RNA of Cuscuta europaea, 1454 nucleotides long. Lineage: Eukaryota; Viridiplantae; Streptophyta; Magnoliopsida; Solanales; Convolvulaceae. The record is from the annotation of a GenBank genome assembly.